AUGGAGGAACAAAGGAAUAAACAACUUGAAAUAGUUCAAUUGCCUGAUGUAGCCCAGGUUCCAAUAACAACAUCAGAGAGUACAACUAGGUACGUGCACGUGUCCCCUUUGGCAGUAGAUCAUAAAAAUAUGGUGGUACCAAGAGAAAAUGGUGCAAAUAAUACUAAUCAUAAUCAGCAAGAUUAUAACAUGCUGAACUUAAGCGUACCAAAUUAUGCUAAUCAUUUGCAAUGGCAUGGACAAGGUGGAGAAAUUCAAGGAAUUACUAGUAAUGGUCCUGAUUUGAUUAAUAUUGGUGGUGGCAACAAUAUGUUUGGGUAUGGUAAUUUACCAUAUCAUCAUAACAGACCAAUCGAACAAAUUCGAAAUGGUUAUAUCCCAAGAUUUCCAGGAACUGUUCAUCAUCAAGCUACUUACAAUAACGGUGGACAUGUUCAAUUACAUCAACAAAGAUUUCCAUACAACAAUGUUGAUUUGGGCCAUGAAAGAAGAAGAAAGGACCAAAGUGAUCAAUUUGUGAAUCCAAAUUUUAGUGGUAGACAUGUACGAGGAAGGGGAAUUGGGUCAAUUGGCCCAAUGAUUAGACAUAAUCCAAUUAUAUCAAAUUGUAGUUCUGGUCCUAAUGUUGACUCGAUUAUUGUUAAUGCUAUGAGGACAAUGGCGAAUCAUAGUGUUAAUGGAAGACUUGUUGAAGAUGGAAGAAAUCAAAGAGCACAAGAUGUUGCAACACUUCUUCAAGACUUCACUAACUAUAACCCCGAUGAUUUACCAGGUGAACAUAAGCAACGAGAUUUGGAUAAUAGAGAUCAUUCAACCUCCAAAUAG
Molecule: messenger RNA, 825 nt
Organism: Solanum stenotomum
Lineage: Eukaryota; Viridiplantae; Streptophyta; Magnoliopsida; Solanales; Solanaceae
Exons: 2
Coding region: 1-825 (274 amino acids)
Source: RefSeq, a predicted model, not a curated record